Messenger RNA from Limulus polyphemus (Atlantic horseshoe crab), 3912 nucleotides. RefSeq names its product DNA replication licensing factor MCM3-like (gene Mcm3). Gene Ontology annotation, biological process: DNA replication; DNA strand elongation involved in DNA replication; mitotic DNA replication initiation. The coding region runs from base 88 to 2532 and encodes 814 amino acids. Gene Ontology annotation, cellular component: MCM complex; nucleus. NCBI's taxonomy places the organism in Eukaryota, Metazoa, Arthropoda, Merostomata, Xiphosura, Limulidae. The transcript is spliced from 18 exons. Gene Ontology annotation, molecular function: ATP binding; single-stranded DNA binding; single-stranded DNA helicase activity. The record is from RefSeq and is a predicted model, not a curated record.
CGAAUGCUGGAUCCCUCAUUUAUUGUGACAUAAGAAAGUAGAAAAAUUCGAGUCUAAAUCUAAAAAAGUUUGAAUUUUGACAAUACAAUGACAACAGAUAUUGAUCAGAGAUUACGUGAUAUUCAAAGAGAAUACUUAGAUUUCUUAGACGAUGAUGAUGACCAAGGUACAUAUAGUCAGAAAGUCAAAGAAAUGAUCACCAGAAAUGAGUGUCGCAUCAUUGUAAAUAUUAAUGAUAUUAGAAGAAAAAACCCAAAGCGGGCACAAGAGUUAAUUAACAAUGGUUUUGAAGAGCUUUUGGCUUUCCAGCGAGCAUUGAAGGAGUUUGCUGCUGCUGCUGACCCAACAUAUGCUAAACAGUUUGAAGAUUUUUUCGUUGGAUUGGAAGGAAGUUUUGGAGCCAAACAUGUAACACCUCGCACCCUUAGUUCUCGUUUUCUCAGCAGUGUCGUAUGUUUGGAGGGUAUUGUCACAAAAUGUUCCAUUGUACGGCCAAAGGUUGUCCGUAGUGUACACUACUGUCCUGCGACAAAGAAAACUAUGGAGAGACGAUAUACAGAUGUAACAUCUUAUGAUGCAUUUCCUUCAUCUUCUGUUUAUCCCACUAAGGAUGAAGAUGGAAACCUUCUGGAAACAGAGUUUGGACUUUCUACUUAUAAAGAUCAUCAAACUUUCACAGUCCAGGAGAUGCCUGAAAAGGCUCCUUCUGGACAAAUACCUCGUAAUGUGGACAUCAUAGCUGACUGUGACUUAGUAGAUGCAUGCAAACCUGGGGAUAGAGUUCAAAUUGUGGGUGUUUAUAGAUGUUUGCCAUGGAAACAAGGAGGAUACACUUCGGGCACAUUCAGGACUGUGUUGAUUGCAAACAAUAUCAGAACUAUGACUAAGGAAGUUUCACCCCAUCUCUCUGGUGAUGAUGUAUCAAAUUGUAAAAAGUUAAGCAAGGAGAGAGAGGAUGUGUUUGAGGUUUUAGCUUGUUCCUUAGCACCUUCCAUCCAUGGACAUGAGUAUAUCAAAAAAGCUAUUUUGUGUUUGCUACUUGGAGGAGUUGAAAAAGUUUUGCCAAACGGAACCCGCCUUCGAGGGGACAUCAAUGUUUUAUUAAUUGGAGACCCCUCUGUGGCUAAGUCACAACUUCUACGUUAUGUUCUGCUCACAGCCCCAAGAGCCAUUCCAACCACAGGCAGAGGAUCAUCAGGUGUUGGAUUAACUGCUGCUGUUACUACUGACCAUGAAACUGGUGAGCGACGUCUAGAAGCUGGAGCCAUGGUACUAGGUGACAGAGGUGUUGUCUGUAUUGAUGAGUUUGAUAAGAUGUCAGACAUUGAUAGAACUGCCAUCCACGAGGUUAUGGAACAGGGUAGAGUGACUAUUGUAAAGGCAGGAAUCCAUGCUAAGCUUAAUGCUCGAUGUAGUGUUCUUGCUGCAGCUAAUCCUGUAUAUGGAAGGUAUGACCAGUACAAAACUCCAAUGGAAAAUAUUGGCCUUCAAGACUCUUUGCUGUCUCGUUUUGAUCUGCUUUUCAUUAUGCUUGAUAAGAUGGAUCCUGAAAGUGACAGAGAAGUAUCUGAACACGUCAUUAGGAUGCACCGCUAUCGUAAGCCUGGUGAGCAAGAUGGGGAAGCUACUCACAUUAAGAGCUCAGCAGAUAUUUUGUCAACAAAUGAUCCUGAUGCUGAAGAAGAAGGUACUGAUACACCAAUGUAUGAGAAGUUUGAUCCUUUAUUGCAUGGAAAUCGACGUAAAAGGGAGAAGAUUGUAAGCAUCCAGUUCAUGAAAAAGUAUAUUCAUCUUGCUAAAGGAAUGAAACCUACUCUGACAAAGGAAGCCUGUGAUUGUAUUGCAGAAGAAUAUUCACGUCUUCGCUCUAUGGAUGUGGAACAUACAGACUUAGCCCGAACACAACCAGUUACAGCUCGUAGUUUAGAAACCUUGAUUCGUAUUGCAACUGCUCACGCCAAGGCUCGUUUCUCCAAAUCUGUUGAUCUGGAAGAUGCACAAGCUGCUAUAGAACUCUUACAGUUUGCAUGUUUCAAAAAAGUAAUGGAGAAACCCAAGAAACGUCAUCGAAGUGAAGAUGAUGAAGAUGAAAGUGAAGAUGAAGAACAACGACCAAAGAAAACAAAAAAAACACGAGUUACAGACACAGCUGAUCGUCAUCCACAGAGAAAGCCCGGAGAUGAAGGAUAUGAUCCUUAUGAUUUUGAUGCCUCUGAAGAGAGAGAAACUCGUGCAACAGAUAGUAGACAACCAAGACAGCAUGAUAGUCAGGAAAAGGAUAAAAAAGAUGAAGCUCCUUCAAGUACCACUGUUGUUCUGCCAGAAGAAAGGUUGAAACUUUUCAGGUCUUUGCUUGUGAAGCUUUUUAAGAAAGAGCAUGCUCAAUCUCUUGCUAUGUCUCGUUUGAUGGAGUUCCUUCCUGAAGAAAUACAGACAGAUCCCUUCACUGCAGAGGAAGUAAAUUUAGCGUUAGAGAAGAUGCAAGAUGCCAACCAAGUUAUGGUUGCUGAUAACAUAAUAUUCUUGAUCUGAGAAAGAUGUAUGAUACUGUUUUAUAUAUAAAUGUAUGAGUAAACUUAGUUACUUCUUUGUUCUGAAGAAGUAAAACCAUUCAGAAGCUCAUAUAUAAUUUAGGAAUGAAAAUUUGUCUCAGAUAAAACUGUAAUUAUUGUCAAAAUCAGAAAAGCUUGCUAAAAAUAAUUCAUCUGAAAACCAAGUAACUUAAGAAGUUUAUAGCAUGCUAUAACCUUAUGUAUGUGUUAUUAAAAUCAGAGUAUUGUAUUAUUAGUGUUAAUGAAGUACUCUGCUUUUGAUAACAUGUAUACGAAGUUAUAGUGCUAUUGUUAUUAAUGAAUGUGAAUUGAAGUUAUUUUAAAAUUACUGGUAAGUUAUAGAUAGGUUUUGAAAAACAGUGCCUGCUCCAUUCUACUUUAAGAUUCAUUGUAUAAUUCUUAAAAGUAUUUUUGUUACUAUUUGGAAUAAAACUUUUGUAAGAUCCAAUAUAGCUCUGUAGUUGUAUUUGAAAUUAAUAUAAUAGAGGUAAAUUUACAUAUUUAUUCACUGGUGAACUAAUUGCAAGAUUAGCAAAUUACGUAUGAAAUUUAACAUUUUUAAAAAUGUUUUGUAAAUGCUUGAUUUUCAUGGAUAUAGGAAUGUUUUAUCUUUCAUAAAAAAUAGUAAAAAGAAGGUUCAGAAAAUAUGUUUACCAGAAUAUAAGUAUCCAGAUGUAGCUUUUGCUGAUUGUAUCAUGUUGGGAAAAUUCGGGAAUUUAUUUAUUGGGUUACUUUAAUUGAUGUCUGAUAUCAUUAAGUUUAAGUUUGCAAGCACAAUAUUAAUUUGGAAAAGCAUUUCAAUAUUGUAUGCUUAUUGGUUUGAUAUUAUGAAGCAGUUUAGUCAUAAUAUCACUGUAUUGUUUUGGCAACUUUCAAGCAUAGCUUUGAUAAGCUUAACCAAUAUUUCCAUUAAAAAAAGUAAAUUGUAUUAUUUGCAUUAGUAAUGAACUGAUUGUAAUCUACACAUAAUUUUACUUUUGACAAUGAAGCUAAAUCCAACUGCUUUAGAACAUCACAAGAUUUUCUGUAACAAAUAUAUUCAAAGAAGUUAUUUCUUUUUUUAAUACUUAACAGCAGGAAGACAAUUUCAAAAUAGCCAUAAAUUUGGAAAACAAGCUUAAGAUAAACUUAGUACUUUUGCAAUGUGCAUAAUAUUACAGUCUUGUUUUUUUACUGGAAUUGAUUGGUAUACAUAAAUAUUAUUCGUCUUUUUAUUUUUUUUAAUGGUUAGAAGUCGCCAACAAAAUAUAUUUGGUAGUGGUAAUUCUUGAAAGCUGGGAAAGCAAUGGAGGAUAUUAAACCUAACAUUUUUUUUCCACACUUAAAAAAAAAAAGUGCUACUGUAUAGGGUUAAGACAAA